Messenger RNA from Jaculus jaculus (lesser Egyptian jerboa), 5366 nucleotides. It is a transcript of the gene Tsc22d2, whose product is annotated as TSC22 domain family member 2. Lineage: Eukaryota; Metazoa; Chordata; Mammalia; Rodentia; Dipodidae. The transcript is spliced from 4 exons. Gene Ontology annotation, biological process: regulation of transcription by RNA polymerase II. The record is from RefSeq and is a predicted model, not a curated record. Bases 191 to 2341 code for a protein of 716 amino acids.
UCCCGGCGAGCGGCCGGCGCCCGCAGCACUCGGUGACCGGCGGCGGCCCACGCUUCCCUCCGCACCUCCACCCCGCCCCCAGCGGGAACUCGGACUUUUUCCUUUUUUUUGUCUCCUCGGCCUGCUCGGCUUCCGGCGGGAUCCCCAAGACGAGCCGGCGCGCCUCCCGCCCUGCUGCCCCAGCCUCACCAUGUCCAAGAUGCCGGCCAAGAAGAAGAGCUGCUUCCAGAUCACCAGUGUCACCACCGCCCAGGUGGCCACGAGCAUCACCGAGGACACCGAGAGCCUGGACGACCCGGACGAGUCGCGCACCGAAGACGUCUCCUCCGAGAUCUUCGACGUGUCCCGGGCCACGGACUACGGCCCCGAGGAGGUGUGCGAGCGCAGCUCCUCGGAAGAGACGCUCAGCAACGUCGGCGAUGCGGAGACCCCCGGGGCCGUGUCCCCCAACCUCGCCCUGGACGGGCAGCUGGCGGCCGCCGCCGUCGCCCCCGCCCGCGCCCCCGCCAGCGGAGGAGCCGCGGCGACCCGGAGCGUGGCGGCGCUCGCCAGUCCCCCGACGGCCCCCGCCGCGGCGACCUCGACCUCGGGCCCGGGGACGCCGUCGCAGCCGCCGGCCGCCUGCAGCUCGCGUUUUCGCGUGAUCAAGCUGGACCACGGCAGCGGGGAGCCGUACCGCCGCGGCCGAUGGACGUGCAUGGAGUACUACGAGCGGGAUUCCGACAGCAGCGUCCUCACGAGGUCCGGCGACUGCAUCCGCCACAGCAAUACUUUCGAGCAGACCGCCGAUCGCGACAGCGGCCUGGGCGCCACCGGAGGCUCGGUGGUGGUGGUGGUGGCCUCCGUGCAGGGGGCGCACGGGCCGGACUCGGGGGCGGACGGCUCCCUGACUGCAGUGUCGCAGCUGCCCCCGGCGGAGAAGACGAGCCAGCCCGCUCUGGGCCCGCCGCCGCCCGCAGGGGGGGCUGUGGCUCCGGGCGCCGCCGCGCCGCAGCCCGUGAUGGCAGCCGUCCCCCCGGGCCCGGGAGCGCAGGGCCUGCCCCCGGCCAGUGUCACCCUGGCGCAGUCGGCGGGCUCCGGCGUGGCUUCCGUGGCGCCGCAGCAGCCCCAGCAGUUCGCGUAUCCCUCGCCGCCGAUGCCGCCCGGGCACUUGCUGCCCAUGCAGCCCCCCGGCCAGAGUGACUACCUGCCGCUGCCCAGCCCCGCGCCGCCCUCCGCGUCCACCGGCGUCGGAGCCACCUCUGCUUCCGCGGUCGGCUUUCCUGUGGGCACCGGCCACGGCCUCGCCUCGGUGGGGGCGCAGGUGAUGGGCGCCUCCUCCCAGCCUUCUGAGGCUCCCGGCGGCCAGGUCGCCCCUGGCCACCCGGCUGCCGGGGGAGGCGUGGCGCCCCCCGGCUUGGCUCCGACCGGGACUGGGCAGCCCCCGUCGGUACCUCCGCCGCAGAUGGGUGGCAGUGGGCAGCUGUCAUCCGUGCCUAGUGGCCCUCACACCGUGGUGCCCGGAGUUCCAAACGUGCCUGCAGCCGUGCCCGCUCCAAGCGUGCCUAGUGUGUCUACCACUUCUGUUACUAUGCCAAAUGCCCCCGCGCCUCUGGUCCAGUCCCAGCAGCCGAGCAGCCAUACGCCAGUGAGCAGGAGCGGCAGCAGCAGCAUGCAGCCCGGCGGGCCGGCCGCGGCGCCGGGCUCUCUCAGCGCACCCACCAGUCUGCCGCAGGCUGACCCAAGCCACUUUCAGACUCAGACUCAGCCCCAGCCUGUAGUCGGGCAAGUUGACGAUACUAGAAGAAAAUCAGAACCCCUACCUCAACCGCCACUUUCUCUCGUUGCUGAAAAUAAGCCUGUUGUGAAGCCUCCAGUUGCGGAUGCCCUGGCAAACCCACUGCAGUUGACACCUAUGAACAGUCUUGCCACCUCUGUAUUCAGCAUAGCUAUUCCUGUUGAUGGUGAUGAAGACAGGAAUCCUUCAACUGCUUUCUACCAAGCGUUCCAUUUGAACACGUUUCAGGAAUCAAAGAGCCUCUGGGAUAGUGCAUCUGGGGGAGGCGUGGUAGCCAUUGACAACAAAAUAGAACAAGCAAUGGAUCUGGUGAAAAGCCAUCUGAUGUAUGCAGUAAGAGAAGAAGUGGAAGUUCUAAAGGAACAAAUAAAAGAAUUAGUUGAAAGAAACUCUUUACUUGAACGAGAAAAUGCACUGUUAAAAUCUCUAUCAAACAAUGAUCAGUUAUCCCAACUCCCCGCCCCGCAGGCCAAUCCUGGUAGCACUUCUCAGCAGCAGGCAGUGGGAGCCCAGCCUCCCCAGCCGGCCCAGCCUCCACAGCAGCCGCACGUCUCCUCAGCAUGAGCUUUCUGAGCCUCAAGAACGACGACAGAGAGCAGUCUUUCUUCCUCGUGUGCCGCUGCUGUUCUUUCCACUCAACGAAAGCAAGUAGCCAUGCUUCGGCUGUGUGUCUGGCCUUUUCAGUAUUAGACAAUCAUUCUACAAGAGCUUUUCCUCUCUAAGAUGUCCUGCCGCACUGUUGAUGUCCACAUCUCUGUCAUCAGUCCACAAGGAGAGUGAUAGAUGGGGUUCUCGAAGCAAGAAAAGUUAGCUUUCACCCGGUGUGCAUGAGUGGGGUCUUAAGAGUUUCAUGGCUCUGUGUUUCCUGUUACCCAUGGAUUGACCCUGAGCCUUCCCAGCACAUUAUAACAACAGUUCAUCUAAAGAGCCACUUUCAAUAUCAGUAACAUUUGCCUAUGUAAGUUUUCAUUUAUUUGUGUUUUAUUUAUUACAGGGCUGCUAUUUUCAUAAUGUACAUGAACAAUGUCACAGAACUUUUUUAAUUUUUUUGAAUAAUUAUAAGUAUCAGUAAAGGAAUUGAAAGACAGGAUUACACUUAAUAAAACGUUUAGGCAAUAAUUGAACAAAAGAAUCCUGGCGCAUUUCUAACACUAAUGGCAAUUUACCGUUGGUAUUUAUUUCAGUAGCGAAGACCCAGCUUGAAUGUAAAUGUUGUAUAGUGUAAGUAUGAAGAGCAUAGUGCAGCUGUACAGGCAGUCUCCAGUUAUUGUGAUUCAAGAAAUAAUUGGGCUAUUUUCAUGAAGAAACUGUUCAUUUGUUUCUGCUUUCUAACAAAUGCCACGAUUCCUCUGUCUCCACGUUUCCUCUGACUUUUCUUUUCUGGGUGGGAAUAAAAAGCUGUGAAGUUGUUCAACCUACUUUGUAACCAAAGACGCAAAGCUGUGUAAUGGAGUUUUGUUUUGUUUUAUAAUGCACAUUCUUUAUGUAUUUUUAUUUAGUGUUUUCUCGGUCACAAUUUUCUUUGCUGUCUGGCAUGAUCUGCAUGACCUCUGCUCUAAACCACUUUCGUACCUCAUGUUUUUAUCCAGCACUCUUACUGUACUAUGUACUAGUCUGUGAACAACGUCAAAUGAAAAAGAACGAACAGGUCAUAUGGGGAGCUGAGCUAGUGUGCGGAACACUAGUUGUACAAAAACAAAAAUGAAGUGAGCCAUCUUUUGUUCAUUUAAAAUGGUGUUUUGAAUUUCAUAUGCAGAAAACGUUUUGUUACAUUGCAGAAUUUAAUGUAUUUAAUAAAUGCAACAUGCAGAUUAAGUGCAGUGUAUACUGAGUAUUUAAAUUAAAAUGUACAUUUCAUAAAUACAGUUUCAAGAGAAAGCAUCAUUUUGUGUAUACUAACACAUUAAGUGUAUGUCAGAAAUUGAUGUAUAAAUAUAUAUUUUAACACAUUUUCUGAAAUUAAACUGCAGUUUUGUUGAAAUAUUUGGCUCUAUAUGUGUUCAAAACUUGACUAGAUUUGUAUUUUCACCGUUAAAAAUAUUCCUUAAAUGAAAACCUAUGCUAUUGAUGACAAUGAUAGUCCUUAAAUUUUCAGUCAAGUAACUUCAAGAAUGCAAGAAUGAUGAGCAAUAUUUGUACUCAAUAUUCAUAUUGUUAAUUAUAUAAAUAGAAAAUCCUUGUCUACCAAAACUUUUACUUGAAUUCAGAAAGGUGCCUGUAGAAACUAACAUUUACUGUGUCUAUAGCCUGACUCCAAACCUGGAGUUAAUGAGAGACAGUGACUGGACCUCCGUGUGGUCUGGUAGCUGCAGCUGAGGAGCCACAAAGGGGACGGAGUUUGAGGGCUGGGAUGUCCUGGUCCUUGAUGUGCGCAGGAAGUGCUGGUCGGCAUGCGGUGUUGUGUGUUAGUAAUGUCAGUGAUGCGCAGAGGCACUAAAUGAUUACUGUCGAGCCUGGAGUGUGUAACCCCAAGGAUGUGGAGUGAGGUUCUAAGCAGAGCCAGGGUAGACUGGGAAACCACUGUUGGAAUGCUAACCAAAAGACCUGGUGGGUGUGCCAUGCCCUUGCUAUUUCUUCUCCACACAGUUAAUCCAGGCAAAGAAAACCCAUGUGAGAAGAGGCUGGAAUAGUCCAGUGGUAGAUCCUUCCCCAGCCUGGGGUACACAAGGCCUGCUGAUGGUACCUGGCACUGUUAGAGUAAGGGGGGGUGAUUUUUGUGAAGAAAUAAAGUAUAAUAGUAGUCACCAUGGAAAUGAUUAAAGCUUAAAAUAACAGCAAUUAGUAGCAAUUGCUACUAAUUCAAAAAAUAGAAAAUGGUUAACGGGAGAAAUGAAAUUGUUUUUUUAAAAGUUCAACCUCUAGUAGUAACGUAAGAAAUGCAGAUUACUGUUUUAGUGAAUAUUACAUCUCUUACAUAGCAGGGCUUAAUGUCAUAUAAGGCAGGCUUUCCUGUGUUCUCCAGAAUGUAAUUGGGCAAAUAUGUAUUGAGAGCUUUAAAUAUUAAUAAACUUCAGUUUAAUGACAUACUCAAUUCAUAGUGCAGUGUUAAAGUGCAAAACUGCCUGUCCUGUACUUAUCCACGCCUCUCCCUAGAACUCAUAAUUAUCUUAACCCCUCUAUUUUGUCCCACUCCUUGGUGGGGGGGGGGGCAACAAAAAAACGUUGUGGAAUGAAGUCUACAUCUAACAAACCAUGAAGUAUACUCUAGACUCCCAAGUCAGAAACAAACUUUAAUGUGGUAGAGAUGAUGUGUGUAUUUAGAAAUGUUAAACACUCCCUUUAAUUUGUUAAGAACCUUAAUUUGGUUUUACCAUGGUGUCUCUUGUUCCAAAUAACUAAAAUAUUAGCUAAUUGAAAGUCUAUUUGGAGGUCAUGGUCAUCUGCCUUUAAUUUUUCUCAGUCUGAUGCUUGCAGACAGGUGCUACACAAGCUUUCUGUUGAUUUAGAGCCAGAACACAGAUGAGAACAUUUUCUGAUAGGGUAAAUGUACAAUUUACACUUAACUUUGUCCAAAGGAAAUAGUUUUAAGUAGUUCCAAUGUAACCUUAACCUUCCUAGCACACAGUAAAGCAAAAAAAAAAAAAAAAAA